AUGGACGCCCACCGCGGCGCUCCCCCGGCCGGCCAGCAGGUGGUGCAUGUGCGCGGGGACUCCCACGAGCUGGAGGCCCUCUUCAGCGCCGUCAUGAACCCCAGCAAGGCCGCCCAGCAGCCCGCCUCCCUGCCCAAGAUGCGGAAGCUGCCGGACUCCUUCUUCCGCCAGCCGGACCCCCGGACGCACUCCAGACAAGCCAGCUCGGACGGAGGAGCGUGCGCCUCCCUGACGCCUCACCACGUCCGCGCCCAUUCCUCGCCGGCCUCGCUGCCCGUCAACAUGCCCGACGCGGCGGUGGUGGCGGCGGCGGCCCCGCCCAUCAUACCCGACGACAUGCCCCUCCCCCACGGCUGGGAGAUGGCCAAGACGCCGACUGGCCAGCGCUACUUCCUCAACCACCUGGACAAGACCACCACCUGGCACGACCCCCGGCCGGCUCAGCUGCAGUCGGCCGCCCCGCCGCACCCGGGCCCCGCCCCCGUCCACGCCCACUCCCUUAGCCACCCGGCGACUGCCUCCACGCCGCAGAGCAUCAAUCUGGACGCAGCCCAGAAGAUGAACCAGAGCCUCCUCAGCCUGGCCUUGCAGCAACGUCAGGACAAGGAGCGACUCCAACGAUGCAAGCAACAGAUGCAACCUUCGCAGGACACGGGCGGAAGGAACCAGAUGGUGGGAGGUAUUGAUCAUGACAGAAAUUCCCUUGUCCCGUCCGUGGAUGUGAGGAUCCGAGCGCCGCAACACGAACCCACGCUCAACGGCGCUCACUCUCGCAACGAGAGCACCGACAGCGGCCUGAGUGUCAGCAGCCUGACGCGCACCGCCGACCGCAUGCUGAGCUCCGUGGACCACAUGGACACUGGUGAACCUGGCGAGCCAUCCUCCCUGACCUUACAGGACACGUUGCCCGCCAUGACCCAGGGCGAGGAACUGAUGCCUUGCAUCCCCGAGGGUCUUAGUUCAGACCUCCUGAUGGACAUGGAGACGGUCCUGUCCGGGUCUCACAUGGACAGGGACAGCCUGCUCACCUGGCUAUAGACCCCACCCGCGCACAGACCCGCCUGCCCGGCUCGUCUUAGAGAACCCUUGUCAGGACUUCUAUGGAUUUUGAGACGCUAGACCCGGGAGACUCACCUGAAAUAACCCUGCCGCAGGUGGUAAGCUGCUAGAAUUCUCCUUUUUUUUUUUUCUUCCUGGGAGCUCCUUUUUGAAGCGUUUUCAGGACGUUCUUGUAAUCGUCACCCAGCAGGUGGCGCUGCUUCACUUUAAUGCACAUUUUCAUGUUAACUUAGAAACGCGAGCUACGUUCCACGUUUAAGGACAAAUUGAAGGUGGUCACAUGUUACCUAAAAACAGUAUUAUUACUGGAGUAUUACAAAGGUCAAAAACAAGUCCAGUGCCCAAAAAAAGCUAGCGUGUUUUCCCAAAUGUGCUCAAAUUGAAGUGAAGGUAAAAAAAAAAAGCUUUAUUUUCUAUUGAUUGUAUGCAUUAUACCAAGAAAAAUAUGUUAAUUAUUGGGGAUUGCGGUGGUGUGGAAGUGUACUGCAUCGUACUUUUGACUGUUUUCAAGAGGGGUGCACGGAAAAAAUCAGUUCGCAUCUGAAUCGCGAUUCUUAUUCAACCCGGUUCUAAAUGGAUUCAUAACUUUUUAUCAUUUUAAUUAUUUUUUUAAUAAAAAUCCAUUUUUAGGCCAUUUUCAAGCAACCAGAAUGAGCUUUUCUAUUAUUACACUCAGUAAAACAUUGCGAGAAUCGGUUCUAAUCGAGAAUCAAAAUCUGAAUGGAAUCAGAACCGGGUGGAAUGGUUAGGCGGCCAAAGAGUCACACCAAUACUUUCACUCUUGUCCGAAUGUUAGACACACUUGGACACGACUUCAAGGUCAAAUAAUACUUAUAUUUGUGAAGAAUUUGAUGGAAGUUGUGUUGUUUUGAUUGCAUUUUCUUAUUGUGCUUUUAUCGGUAACACAAGAACCCGAGACAAUGUUUUAUAUUCUUGCCGUGUUACAAAAAUCUAAUAUUACCGGGAUUUUUUUUUAAGCUUUUGAUUGGAAUUGAUUGACACUUAUGCAAUUUGUUUUGUACAACUGCCGCAAUGCACUGAGUUGUGUAACGUUAGCAAACCGCAACUUGUUCUUCCUCCGGCUAUUAAGUUGACUUUUAGCUCGAUGGUCAGCACGCUCGCCUCUCGUGCCGGCGACCUGGGUUAAGAGCAGUAAGAGAAAAAAGGCAAUACAACCGAGAGAGAGAGUACACAGUCGCUGCAGUGGUGCCGUGACCCAGAUUGACUUCAAGUUUAAAGCCUGGGCUUUUAGCUCGUUAGUCAGCGCGCUCGCCUCUAGUGCCGGCGACCUGGGUUAAGAGCAGUAAGAAAAAAAACACAACACAGCCGAGAGAGAGGGGGAGUACACACGGACUGCAGUGGUGCCGUGACCCGGAUUGACUUCAAGUUUAAAGCCUGGGCUUUUAGCUCGUUAGUCAGCUUGCUCGCCUCUCAUGCCAGUGACCUGGGUUCAGAGCGGUAAGAAAAAAAACACAACACAGCCAAGAGAGAGAGGGUGAGUACACACGGACUGCAGUGGUACCGUGACCCGGAUUGACUUCAAGAGCAAGGCUGGCUAUUGAGUUUAAAGCCUGGGCUUUUAGCUCGUUAGUCAGCAUGCUCGCCUCUUCAGAGCAGUAGGAAAGAAACACGACACAGCCGAGAGAGAGGGGGAGUACACACGGGCUGCAGUGGUGCCGUGACCCGGAUUGACUUCAAGUUUAAAGCCCUGGCUUUUAGCUCGUUAGUCAGCAUGCUCGCCUCUAGUGCCGGCGACCUGGGUUAAGAGCAGUAAGAAAAAAAUGCGACACAGCCGGGAGAGAGGGGGAGUACACGCGGACUGCAGUGGUGCCGUGACCCGGAUUGACUUCAAGUUUAUAGCCCGGGCUUUUAGCUCGUUAGUCAGUAUGCUCGUCUCUUGUGCCGGCGACCUGGGUUCAGAGUGGUAAGAAAAAUAACACAACACAGCCGAGAGAGAGGGGAAGUACACACGGACUGCAGUGGUGCUGUGACCCGGAUUGACUUCAAGUUUAAAGCCUGGGCUUUUAGCUCGUUAGUCAGCUUGCUCGCCUCUCAUGCCAGUGACCUGGGUUCAGAGUGGUAAGAAAAAAACACAACACAGCCAAGAGAGAGAGGGGGAGUACACACGGACUGCAGUGGUACCGUGACCCGGAUUGACUUCAAGAGCAAGGCUGGCUAUUGAGUUUAUAGCCCGGGCUUUUAGCUCGUUAGUCAGCACGCUCGCCUCUCGUGCCAGCGACCUGGGUUCAGAGCAGUAGGAAAGAAACACGACACAGCCGAGAGAGAGGGGAGUACACACGGGCUGCAGUGGUGCCGUGACCCGGAUUGACUUCAAGUUUACAGCCCGGGCUUUUAGCUCGUUAGUCAGCUUGCUCGCCUCCAGUGCCGGCAACCUGGGUUAAGAGCAGUAAGAAAAAAACACAACACAGCCAAGAGAGAGAGGGGGAGUACACACGGACUGCAGUGGUACCGUGACCCGGAUUGACUUCAAGAGCAAGGCUGGCUAUUGAGUUUAAAGCCCGGGCUUUUAGCUCGUUAGUCAGCACGCUCGCCUCUCGUGCCAGCGACCUGGGUUCAGAGCAGUAGGAAAGAAACACGACACAGCCGAGAGAGAGGGGAGUACACACGGGCUGCAGUGGUGCCGUGACCCGGAUUGACUUCAAGCUUACAGCCCGGGCUUUUAGCUCGUUAGUCAGCUUGCUCGCCUCCAGUGCCGGCAACCUGGGUUAAGAGCAGUAAGAAAAAAACACAACACAGCCAAGAGAGAGAGGGGGAGUACACACGGACUGCAGUGGUACCGUGACCCGGAUUGACUUCAAGAGCAAGGCUGGCUAUUGAGUUUAAAGCCCGGGCUUUUAGCUCGUUAGUUAGCACGCUCGCCUCUCGGGCCAGAGCAGUAAGAGAAAAAAACGCAAUACAACCAAGAGAGAGAGAGAGAGCGUACACAGUGAGAGUGCAGUGGUGCCGUGACCCGGAUUGACUACAAGAGCGAUGCUGGCUGUCCUGUGUUUUUAGCUCUGUGGUCAACAUGCUGAGCACCAGGGUUUCGAGUCCUCUCCGGGGCGGAAAUGGCAAGGAACCCAACCGGUUGCUAAUGUCAAUUAGCAUUUUAGCUACACGCGUCUUCACAUUUGAGGCCUUCGUCACAUUUUAAAGCUCGUGUUUGUGUUGGUGUUUUCCCCCCGAGUCCCUCCAAUGUAUUUUCACUGCAAAGUGACGCUGGUCAAAUGAAUGCUUGUUUUUUUUUUUUUCUUCUUUUUCUUUCUGUUUGAUGGUGAAGUUACAACAACAUACAAGCAUUCAUUUCCUUUCAGGAAAAAAGAAAAAAAAAAAGGUAACCAGUGAAUGAAGACAUUGCAUUGCUCCUUCUGUGUUGUUUUGUUAUUAUGAUUUGAAUAUUAUCACACAUCCCAGUGCAACACACUACCUUAUCUGUUAUUUAUCUUACAACACUCCAUAUACACAAUCAUUGUAUGUAACAUCACACACUUUACUUUCUACCUUUUUAUGCAUGUGCUUUGUAUCCAUUUUAUUGUCUCCUUACUUUCUCUAUAAUCUGUUUUUUUUUUGGAUGCAUA
This is a messenger RNA of Entelurus aequoreus (snake pipefish), 4637 nucleotides long. RefSeq names its product transcriptional coactivator YAP1-like. The record is from RefSeq and is a predicted model, not a curated record. Gene Ontology annotation, cellular component: nucleus; cytoplasm. Gene Ontology annotation, molecular function: transcription coactivator activity; protein binding; transcription corepressor activity. Gene Ontology annotation, biological process: positive regulation of transcription by RNA polymerase II; hippo signaling. NCBI's taxonomy places the organism in Eukaryota, Metazoa, Chordata, Actinopteri, Syngnathiformes, Syngnathidae.